UAAAGAGUCGCGUUUUUUCCCUCUUCUUCAAUAUUUUUGUCAAAUAUUUCUUAAGCAAAUAUUUUUUUUUUGAGAUGAACGAUCUCUAAAGACACAAAAAAAUUGACUACUAUUUAUUUAUUAACGACGAAAAAAAAAUGAACACAUUGGAAUUCCUUCGGUUGGAAUCGCGUAACGCGUUAUCGACACCAAAUUUAAACGUGGAAUCCGUUUACAACAGAACCACCUACGUAAAGCCAAAGUCCCAAAAAAACGACUUGUUCGAGUUUCCAUGGCAAAAAAGCAGCGCGACAGUCGUGGAUACCGAAGACACGCUCGAUUUGAGACAUUUUAACAAUUUGCCCGCUCGAACGCCCGUCGAUCUGCAGUUUAAAGACAUUUCGUACUAUGCCGAGACUGGGGUAUUCAGAAAAAACAAGAAAGAAAUCCUGCAUCGAGUCAAUGGAAAAUUUCCGGGAAGUCAGUUGAUUGCCAUAAUGGGUCCAUCGGGUGCCGGAAAAAGUACCUUGUUAGAUGUGUUGUCGGGAUUCCGGAUCACCAAUACUCAAGGCGCGGUUUACCUCAAUGGGCGAAUUCGUAAUUUGGAUCAAUUUCGGAAAAUGUCGUGUUAUAUACAGCAAGAGGAUCGACUACAAAUGCUCUUGACGGUGUUGGAAAAUAUGCGGAUAGCGGCAGAUUUGAAGUUAAGCACGGAAUUGCACUCGCAUGAGAAGGAAACUAUUAUUGAAGACAUUUUAACGGUGCUUGGGCUGUACGAGCAUCAACACACGUUAACGAAACGUCUCUCAGGGGGUCAAAAGAAACGUCUUUCCAUAGCAUUGGAGCUCAUCAACAAUCCAACCAUCAUGUUCUUGGAUGAACCAACGACAGGCUUGGAUAGCCACUCCUGCACACAAGUCGUUAAUUUAUGCAAAACGCUCGCCAGUCAAGGACGCACCAUCAUCUGUACGAUUCACCAGCCGUCUGCGAAACUUUUCAAGGAAUUCGAUCAAGUGUACAUCCUUGCGGAGGGAAAUUGCUUGUAUCAAGGUUCAACGGACAACGUUUUGCCAUUCCUUGAACGUGUCGAGAUGCCAUGCCCAUUGUAUCACAAUCCAGCAGAUUAUGUUAUUGAAUUGGCAAGCGGUGAAUACGGACAAGAAAUCAUGCAAAAAAUGAUAGAGCAAAUGGCGAAUGGAGAAUGUUUGGAUUGGUUCUCAGAUCCGUCAAAGGUGCAAAAAUUAGAGGUUUUGCGGAAGAGAAAUCCGUUAAAUAAUGAGUCAAUGGGAUCAUCUAGUCUUCAUGCGACAAGCAAAACGCAUCAAUUGGGAGUUUUGCUAAAGAGAUCGUACAUUAAAGCGAAACGGGAUAGUACGCUGACUUAUUUAAGAUUUUUCGUUAGUAUAAUUGUCGCUGUGAUGCUGGGACUUCUUUUCAUCCAAGCCGGCAACGAAGGUUCCCGCGUUUUAGACAACUACAAUUUGCUCUUUGGCAUUUUAAUCCAUCACAUGAUGACAACAAAAAUGUUGACCAUUCUUACAUUCCCGUUCGAGAUGAGUAUUAUCAUAAAGGAGCACUUUAACCGAUGGUAUUCGCUCAAAAUGUAUUAUUCAGCGGUUACUUUGAUCGAUUUACCCAUUUCGAUUAUUUGCACAUUCAUCUUCUCCUGUAUAAUUUAUUGGAUGAGCGCCCAACCACUCGAGCGCGAUCGCUUCCUUAUGUUCUUCUUCAUUUGUCAACUUGUCGUUUUUGUCGCAUCGGGCAUGGGUUUGAUGAUUGGCGCGUGGUUUGACGUUGUGAACGGCACAUUCUUGGGACCCACAAUUGCCGUGCCAUUCAUGAUGUUUGCUGGCUUUGGCGUUACUUUACGUGACAUGCCGUCAUGGCUGUAUCCGGGCACAUAUGUCUCGUACUUGAAAUAUGGCCUCGAAGGGAUGCUCUCUGCUAUUUACGGCGGCAAUCGUGCUACAUUAGAUUGUAAUUUAGCUGAUUACUGUCAUUACAAAUAUCCGAAAACUUUCCUGGAAGACAUUUCGAUGCGCGGCGACCAAUUUUGGAAUGACGUCUUGUGGUUAUCCGUCAUGACAAUCACGUUGCGCGUCUUUUGUUUCUACGUUCUCAAGUGGAAAAUCAUGGCUGUGCGUUAACCUCGCCACAUAUUUGUUGAUUCGACGACAAAGUUUCGUCUUUUUUGUACUUUUUCUAAGAUAAAAUAAAUAAAAAUAACAACUUUUCAUCAAAAUUCAAGAAAUUCACGAGAAAAAAUUCUCCGAUCAUCAUCAGAUUAUUGACAAUAAAUAAAAGAUAAGAAAUUACUCGUUAUUUAUGGCUCGACAAUGGGCAGACAGCUUAGGAAAAAAAGGUCGAAAAUUGUUACUGAGCAAAACCAAUCAAAAGACAAAAGGAGAGAGUGGGAGGAAAAAUAAUUAAAUCCGAUUGUUUGGCAUGACAUCUACUCUCUCGACUGGUCUUGUAGUAGAGCAUGAAUGGAUAAAAAUAGAAAAAUGGCAUGAAAACGAACAACAACAACAAAAAAGGUAAAUCAAUUUUCUGCUCACCCUCCGGUUAUUUACGGUAAUUUUUCACGGAACAGAUAGAGUUUCAAUUAGAUCGUUGUUUAUUGUUUUCAGGGACUGUUUUCGUUACAAGAA
Culicoides brevitarsis is the source of this 2630-nucleotide messenger RNA. RefSeq names its product ATP-binding cassette sub-family G member 4. Gene Ontology annotation, molecular function: ATP binding; ATP hydrolysis activity; ABC-type transporter activity. Bases 138 to 2126 code for a protein of 662 amino acids. The transcript is spliced from 11 exons. The record is from RefSeq and is a predicted model, not a curated record. NCBI's taxonomy places the organism in Eukaryota, Metazoa, Arthropoda, Insecta, Diptera, Ceratopogonidae. Gene Ontology annotation, cellular component: membrane. Gene Ontology annotation, biological process: transmembrane transport.